UAUCUAUGUAAUAAUUAUUGUACUCUAAUUGUAUUGUACUAUUUUACUGACUGGAACAUUCUAGAAAAUGACUUAUUUCUGUAUUGUAUUAUUGUACUUUCUGGAACCCUCCAGAAGACUGUGUAACUUUCAUGUAUUUGUAUGUGUCCAGAAGUUUCUGGAACCUUGUGAUUAGUAUAAAUAGAGUUUUCGAGUUAUUGUUCUGUUGUUCUCCACUUGUUUAUUCUAAUAAAUUCUUUUAAAAGUCAAAGCGAUCUUUGACAUUUGGUGGCAGCGGCGGUGGGAUUGCCUCGAGCGGAAGACAGAGGGUUCCCACACUAUUGAGAGGAGGAGAAACAAUCUCGGGAUUUUAUGACGGAGGGUAGCCGUAGUGAACAGACUACUUAUAGACUACGAGACAUUCCAAGGAGGAAUUACAAUUAUCAGCGGAACGUGAUACAGAGACGAUUAGUAUAUACCAUGGAAGGUGGUGAAGGACGUGUGGAUGGUGAAGUCCAAGAGGUACGAGAGGAAGAUACUCUUGGAGGUAUUGGUGGACACUCAACAAGGAGUGAUCAGGUGACACAGUCCAAUACUGGGACUGAGACUGCGUCCAUUGGAGGUGACGGAAUGAUGUGGAGAAUGUUGGAGACACUGAUUGAGGAUCGCCGACGGCGCAAGGAACAAUUUGCAGAGGAAAGACGCUUACGCGACUUGGAGUUGAGGAGACGAGAUGAGGAGCUAAGAGCUGAACAAAGACGGAGAGAUGAAGAAGCGGUAAGGAAGGAAAGGGAGAUGAGAGAACAAGUUGAUUUACUGAGGAACCUGGUGGAGAGAAUCCUCGAACAGGGGGAAGCUGCUUUACGAGAGAGGGCAGCUAGGGACAGAGAUGUCAAAGUAACAAAGUUGAUGGAAGAGGAUGACAUUGAGGCAUACUUAACUAUGUUUGAGAGACAGAUGGCAGCUUUUGAGGUACCGGUAGAGAGAUGGCCUUUUAAGCUGGCGCCUCAGUUGACUGGGAAGGCACAGCAGGCUUAUGCAGCUAUGGAGAGUGAGGAAUCAACUGACUAUGUGAAACUUAAGGAAGCUAUACUAAGGAGAUAUCAGAUAGAUGAGGAGUGUUACAGGCAACGAUUCAGAACAGCCAAGAGGAGAGAGGGAGAGACGUGUCGAGAACUGGUGACCAGAUUAAGUGAUCUAGUAGAGAAGUGGACUGGGAAGUGUAAAACAAUAGCGGAAGUGAAAGAUUUAAUUGUGAUGGAGCAAUUGGUGAAGACUAUGCCAGAAGACAUAGGAAUCUUCGUGGCUGAGAGACAGCCUAAGACAGCAACAGAAGCAGCUAAACUGGCGGAUGAUUACCAGUUAGCAAGAAGGGGUCGAGUAGGACCAAAGAACGGAGGAAAGAGUGAGAAGACUCAGAGGACGACUAUCACUUGCUUGAGAUGUGGGAAGGUCGGGCAUAUAGCUAGAGAGUGCUGAGUCUCACUCUCAAGAUUUGCGGAGAACAAGACGACAGCUAAGACUGAAGCUAAGACAGAGAGACCUAAGCGGGACCUAAAGGAGAUAGAGUGUUUUAAUUGUCAUAAGAAGGGACACUAUUCCUCUAAUUGCCCUGAUAGAGCACUAUUUUGUAUGGAACGACGAGUUGGUUAUCGAGGUGACAUAAGGAUCAAGAAGCGUAAGGAGCCUAACAAGCCCUUAUUGGGAGUGCUGAAAGCAGGAACAGUGGAAGGUCGUGAAGUACAGGACAUACUUAUAGACACAGGAUGUUCAAGGACUAUGGUACAUGAAGAUAAUGUACCACCGGAGAAGAUAUUACAGGGGGAAGCCACAGCUAUAAGAUGUGCUCAUGGAGACACAGUAUUAUACCCACUAGCUUGUGUGGAUAUUAGUGUGGGUGGAAAACACUUGGAAGUGGAAGCAGCUGUAUCAAACACCCUACCUACAGCAGUACUUCUGGGUACUGAUGUACCAGAACUGUCAGAACUAUUGAGCGAGAAACCGAAGGAAGAGAAAUGUGAGGAAGAGGAGUGUGAUGUCUUUGUAGUAACCAGAGCCGGUGCCAGGGAACAACAAAGGCUAGAGGAAGAGAGACGGCAGCAGGAGGAAGACUCAGGUGUGCAACCUAACCCAGCUGGACUAGGAGAUGAGGAGGAGAUGGCGACAGACACACAGGAAUGUACAGAAGAGGAACCACUUACUGGAAUGAACAGUGAUUUAGAUGUACUAGAUGACAGCCUUUUUGUUGAGCCUCGGGAAAAGACGAGACUGACUAGGAGUCAGAGACGGAGCAUACUGGAGAGACACCGAAGACUAGUUAACACUGGAACUACACUAUGUACGACCAUGGAUGACUUCAAGAAGUACCAGGAAGAAGAUAAAACAUUGGAUGGAGUGAAACAAGCAGUAAUGGAGAAACUACAAGGUAAGAGAGUCCAAUUCUUUGAGCAGGAUGGACUGCUAUUUCAGAAAUGGAAAGAUCAGAAUGGAGAAGAAACAGAACAGCUUGUAGUACCAGAGAGAUGCAGGAAUGAGAUAAUGAAGAUUGCCCAUGAUACACCCUUUGCUGGACACCUAGGGAGAGAAAAGACUAUACAAAGAAUAUUACAGCGGUUUUAUUGGCCGGGAAUUUUCAGAGAUGUGGCUUACUAUUGUCGGAGUUGCCCAAGUUGUCAAAAGUCAUCAUCGAAAGGAGUACUGCGGGCCCCAUUAGUGCCCCUACCAAUAAUGGCUA
This is a messenger RNA of Amphimedon queenslandica, 2713 nucleotides long. RefSeq names its product trichohyalin-like. NCBI's taxonomy places the organism in Eukaryota, Metazoa, Porifera, Demospongiae, Haplosclerida, Niphatidae. The record is from RefSeq and is a predicted model, not a curated record. Bases 352 to 1458 code for a protein of 368 amino acids. The transcript has a single exon. Gene Ontology annotation, molecular function: zinc ion binding; nucleic acid binding.